Molecule: messenger RNA, 4982 nt
Organism: Hypoxylon fragiforme
Lineage: Eukaryota; Fungi; Ascomycota; Sordariomycetes; Xylariales; Hypoxylaceae
Product: phospholipid-translocating P-type ATPase
Exons: 3
Coding region: 114-4766 (1550 amino acids)
Biological process (GO): phospholipid translocation
Cellular component (GO): plasma membrane
Molecular function (GO): magnesium ion binding; ATP binding; ATPase-coupled intramembrane lipid carrier activity
Source: RefSeq, a predicted model, not a curated record
GAUAUUAUUGGGAAUUAAAAAGAAUUCAAAAAAUAAAAUAAAAACCGUGGCCACGGAAGGCCAGACUGGCGGACACGUCGGGUUGAACGGGCUCUGCCCGCAACUCUCCCAACAUGGCCAAAGGUGACCCCGAGCACGGCCCUGAUGUCAAAGAGACCAAUAGAUCAAGAUGGGCCACCCGAAAACUCACUGUUAAGAGCAGUAGCCUCAAGAGGAUCUCCAUUAUGAACAAGAUACAUAAGCGAACGGGUUCGUGGGAAAAGAAACGUACCUCUGGCGGCAGCCAAUCUACAGAAGAAGAGGAUCAUAUGCAGGAUGAUAGUGCCACUGCGAUUGAGCACCCGGGGCAACCUGAUCAGACAGAUGCGAACAGUGCUGCGGCCGCCGAAGAAGGAGAAGGAAGAAAGGUAUACUUCAAUCUACCUUUACCGGACGAUCAGAAAGAUGAGGAAGGAAAUCCUCGUCGUUCCUAUGCUCGAAACAAAAUUCGCACUGCCAAGUACACGCCCCUAUCCUUUAUCCCCAAGAAUCUCUGGUUUCAGUUCCAUAACAUCGCCAACAUAUUCUUCCUGUUUAUGGUUAUCCUUGUGAUCUUUCCCAUUUUCGGAGGAGUAAACCCAGGACUGAACGCCGUGCCUCUGAUAUUCAUUCUUACCGUGACUGCCAUUAAAGAUGCAAUUGAAGAUUAUCGCAGGACGAUUCUCGAUAACGAACUGAACAAUGCUCCCGUGCAUAGGCUUGUGGGUUGGAACAAUGUCAACGUCGCCGAGGACAAUAUUUCGCUGUGGCGCAGGACUAAGAAGGCCACCUCCAGAUCCGUAAAAGUAUUUUGGCGUUCGAUAACUGGGCUCUGGAAGAAGGAUGCCAAAGCAAGAGGCGGGCUAGAAGGAACGGGUGAUGCACGUGCCUCGGUCGAAACCAAGGGCACCCGUCGCGAGUCUAUGCUCUCUCCUCACACGGACAGAACAUCGUAUGUGUCAGCCUACGAGGACAUUCAGAUGACUCCUGUCACAUCUCCUCUUCCUCCCCAGCCUGGCCAGAAGGACUACCUCGAAGCGCAAGAUCGCUCGGUUUCGAUAGAGAGAUAUAGUCCUGCUGAGGUCGCAAUGAGUAAAGUGAAGGGCGACCUGAUCAACUAUGAUAUCCAAGCCCCGGGAAAGGCCAGGUUUCACAAAGACCAUUGGAAAAAUCUACAGGUUGGCGAUUUCGUGCGACUAUAUAACGAUGAUGAGCUCCCCGCAGAUAUCAUUGUCCUCGCCACUUCCGAUUCUGACGGUGCUUGUUAUGUAGAGACGAAGAACUUGGAUGGUGAGACAAAUCUGAAGGUCCGUCAGGCACUUCGAUGCGGCCAAUCAUUGAAGCACGCAAAGGAUUGUGAGCGUGCUCAGUUUGUUAUCGAGAGUGAACCCCCGCAGCCCAACCUUUACAAGUAUAAUGGCGCUAUGAGCUGGGAACAGAUGCUACCACACGGACCCCAGGAAAUGUCCGAGCCUAUUACCAUAGACAAUGUUCUCCUCCGAGGUUGCAAUCUAAGAAAUACCGAUUGGGUUCUUGGUGUCGUUAUAUUUACCGGCCACGAUACCAAGAUUAUGAUGAACGCUGGUAUCACACCAAGCAAACGUGCCCGUAUUGCAAGAGAACUCAACUUCAAUGUCAUCUGCAACUUUGGUAUUCUGGGCGCGUUGUGUCUCCUCUCUGGUCUCGUCAAUGGAGUAUCCUGGUCCAAAAUUGAUGCUUCGACAGCUUGGUUCGACUACGGUUCUAUUGGCGGUGACGCUGGCAUGACCGGCUUUAUUACCUUCUGGGCUGCCCUCAUCGUCUUUCAGAAUUUGGUUCCAAUAUCCCUCUACAUCUCGCUCGAGAUCGUACGAACGCUCCAGGCUAUCUUCAUCUACAGCGAUGUCGAGAUGUACUACGACAAAAUCGACGCUCCUUGCGUACCCAAAUCAUGGAACAUCUCAGACGACCUCGGCCAGAUUGAAUAUAUCUUCUCCGACAAGACGGGUACAUUAACUCAAAACGUCAUGGAAUUCAAGAAAGCUACUAUCAAUGGCCAGCCAUACGGAGAGGCAUAUACCGAAGCGCAAGCCGGCAUGCAGAAGCGCCUAGGCAUCGAUGUGGUAAAAGAGGCUGCCAAAGCCAGAGAGCAGAUCGCUGCAGGAAAGGUCCAUGCCAUCGAAGGCUUAAGAAAGAUUCACAACAAUCCGUACCUGCACGAGGAGGACGUGACAUUCAUAGCACCAGAUUUUGUUGACGAUUUACUAGGGGAGUCCGGUGAAGAGCAAAAAGAGGCGAAUGCGCAUUUCAUGCUUGCUCUUGCUCUAUGCCAUACCGUUAUAGCAGAUCACGUCCCCGGCGAUCCUCCGAAGAUCGAAUUCAAAGCCCAAUCGCCCGACGAGUCAGCUCUCGUAGCAACUGCUCGUGAUAUGGGAUUUACUGUACUCGGCCAGACAGCAGACGGUAUCAGAUUGAAUGUGAUGGGCGAGGACAGACAUUAUCCCAUCUUGAACACGAUCGAAUUCAACUCUAGCCGGAAACGAAUGAGUGCUAUUGUCAGAAUGCCGGAUGGUAAAAUUAUCCUGUUUUGCAAGGGCGCAGACAGCAUUAUCUAUUCGCGCCUCAAGCGCGGAGAGCAACAGGAGCUUCGCAGGACUACCGCCGACCACCUCGAGAUGUUCGCCCGAGAAGGUCUACGAACUUUAUGUAUAGCUCAACGUGUGCUUUCUGAGCAGGAAUAUACCGAAUGGCGCAAGGAACAUGACAAAGCGGCAACCGCCAUGCAUGAUAGAGAGGAGAAGCUGGAAGAAGUUGCCGACAAGAUUGAACAGGGACUGACCCUUCUUGGAGGAACUGCUAUUGAAGAUCGACUGCAAGACGGAGUGCCCGACUCGAUCGAAUUGCUUGGUCGUGCAGGAAUCAAACUCUGGGUGUUAACUGGAGACAAGGUCGAAACAGCUAUCAACAUCGGAUUCUCGUGCAACCUGCUGAACAAUGACAUGGAGCUCGUCAACCUCAAAGUUCAGGAGGAUGAGACUGGCAACACACCUGACGAAGCGUUUUUGACCCAGGUCGAGCAAGACCUGGACAGGAACUUGAAAAUGUUCGGCAUCACAGGCAGUGACGAGGACUUGGCCGCCGCAAGAAAAAAUCACGAGCCGCCAGCACCAACCCACGCCCUGGUAAUUGACGGGUUUACCCUAAGAUGGGUGCUCCACGACAGCUUGAAGCAAAAUUUUUUGCUACUUUGCAAGCAAUGCGCAUCUGUUCUUUGCUGUCGUGUCAGCCCUGCACAAAAAGCUUCAGUCGUGUCUAUGGUCAAGAACGGUCUCGAUGUUAUGACGCUCUCCAUUGGAGAUGGCGCUAACGAUGUUGCCAUGAUCCAGGAGGCAGAUGUCGGUGUGGGCAUUGCUGGUGUCGAAGGUCGUCAAGCUGUCAUGUCUGCCGAUUACGCGAUCGGUCAAUUCCGCUUUCUGCAACGACUGGUCUUGGUUCACGGCCGUUGGUCGUACCGAAGGAUGGCCGAAGCCAUUGCGAAUUUCUUUUACAAGAACAUGAUCUGGACCUUGACCAUCGUAUGGUUUCAGUGUUUCUGCAAUUUCGACAUCACGUACCUUUUCGAAUACACCUACAUCCUCAUGUUCAACCUUAUCUUCACCUCUGUCCCCCCUAUUGUCAUCGGUGUUCUCGACCAAGAUGUAUCCGACGCAGUGUCUUUGGCUGUUCCACAAUUAUAUCGGCGCGGUAUUGAGCGCCUGGAGUGGACUCAGCACAAAUUCUGGAUGUACAUGUUUGAUGGCGCAUAUCAGAGUGUCAUAGGAUACUUCAUACCCUACUUGGCCUUCGAAAAUACGGUGACCGUGGCGAGCAAUGGACUGGACGUGAGCGAUCGAUUACGGUUCGGUGCCUACAUCGCUCACCCGUCCGUGAUAACGAUUAAUCUCUACAUUCUCAUCAAUACGUACCGAUGGGAUUGGCUUACGGUCUUGAUCAUUGUCGUCAGUGAUCUUAUCAUCUUCUUCUGGACAGGUGUAUACACUUCAUCGACAUUCUCCGCUCAAUUAUAUAAAGCGGCCCCGCAGAUAUAUGGCCAAGCGUCCUUCUGGGCGGUCUUAAUCGCCACCCCAAUCAUAUCCUUAGCUCCCCGAUAUGCCAUCAAAGCUCUUCGCAAAGUCUACUGGCCUCGUGAUGUCGACAUAAUUCGAGAACAGGUCACCAUGGGCAAGUUUGAUCAUUUAGAAAGGGGGGCGGAUGUGAGUGAAGAGGUCGCCGCCAAGUCAAGUUCAUCAGGCUCGUCACAUUCGUCUAAAGCCAAGCGACACCAACACCUUACAAGUGUGGACGAGGACCUUCGACCUAUUUACCCCCCUUCCGUUGCCACGCAAUCUGUUGCUGGACACAAUCCUCGCAGUCAAAAUGGCAGUGAUGGCACCAACUAUACCAGACAUGAGCCUUCUCUUGAUGUUCCUGUAGUUCAACCAGUCGACCCUCCUCCGGAUCCCCCUGUACGCCCAUCGCAUGAGCGUGUGCGCCCGUCUUACGACCGUAUGAGAGCAUCGAUGGACCGAGUCCGACAAAGUUACGAAUUUACCAACGAGUUUACGUCCGCUGCCAUGUUGAGCAGAUUCGAAUCAACUCAUUCUCAAGGCGCGCAGGAGGAACCCCAAGGAAACGGGAUUGUUAGCCGAAUAAGGCGGCGAACUAGGGGCAAGUCCUUCAAGUCGGCAUUUGGCCACCACAAGGAUAAUCACAUUCAUGAAAAUGAAUGAGGAAAGGGGCUUCUGCAUGAUAUUCUGAGCAUCGAAUGCUCAAGUACGAUCUCGAAUGAGCAAUUUAUGACACCACGGUGGUUAUCCCCAACUGUACCAUCGAAUCGAACAUUACCCACGGCCCUUCUUACUUUUUUCUUUUUUUUUUAAUUUAACAUCCGCGAUGGCGUUGGCGUUUUUAGGAUGCAUGGAGUCUGGUAAGACUUCUACGAUGAG